Molecule: messenger RNA, 2127 nt
Organism: Ruditapes philippinarum (Manila clam)
Lineage: Eukaryota; Metazoa; Mollusca; Bivalvia; Venerida; Veneridae
Exons: 1
Coding region: 1-2127 (708 amino acids)
Molecular function (GO): protein binding
Source: RefSeq, a predicted model, not a curated record
AUGUAUCAAGUACCAAGAUCAACCCAGACUAUGUCAAAAAAGCUAACAGAGGUUUUGGUUGAUAUAGGUGUUGAUGAGAGAAUGGUACUGAAGAGGAGAAGAACAUGGCUUCUGAGUGAAACAAUAUUGAAUAUAAAUUCCACACUAAUUGAGGAAGAUAUCGUAGCACACAAUUUUGGGAGUCAAUCAGAAGGCACAACAACAAUUGGAAUGAAUUCAGACAAUGAUCAACUAAUCUACAGUAAAAUCGUAUGGGCGAUACAAAACUUGAGUGACUCGAAACCUAGUAAAGUUAAUCAUUUGAUGAUUCAAGAUAAUUCUGCACCUCCUGGAUAUUGUUUUCUUCAAUUGCUGGGAACUGAUAAUCCUCCUCCUGGUUUGAAGUUCGUUUUCAAAGCCAGCACGGGAAAAUUACUUGUAAAAAAUUCUAUGGCCCAUGUUUUAAUUAAGAACGGAUAUAAAGUACAUGGGCCAGCAUAUGCAAUACAAGGAAACCCAGGUUUCUGUGAUAAAGAUAGUGUAAUGGCUCUACAAUGUACAACAUGGCCGCAUCAAGCUACACAAUGGUUGGAUCAACAUGGUGAAGGUCAGUGGCCGUCUGUGGAUAUGAAACAAUAUUGCAGCAGAACUGGGUGCUUUAUUGUUGGUGUUGGAUGUAGUGGCAGUGAAAAUGAGCAAUUUGAAUGGAGAAUAUCAACAUCUUUAGCAGAAAGAUGUUUGAUGUUUAACCUGAAUAUUACACAAAUUCGCUGUUAUGUCUUAAUGAAAAUGAUUUUGAAAACAUUUAAUAAUUCACUGUUUAAAGAUGUUAUAACAAGUUUUAUGUGUAAAACUGUACUCUUUCAUUGUGUUUCCAAUACACCUUCAUACACCUGGAGAGAAAAUAACUUACUUAAUUGUCUAUUACUGUGUUUGUAUUUCCUAAACAACAGUAUCAUGAAUGAAAAUUGUCCACAUUUUAUUAUUCCUGGUAACAAUUUAAUGAGGGGAAAAAUUUCACCUGCAGUUAAACCAUAUAUUAUUAAAACACUCAACGCAUUUAUCAACAGUAAAGGAAUGGCACUACAUUUGAUUAAAUGUGAUGAUCUUGGUUUCAGACUUUAUCUUAAGUUAAAUAACAUAUAUCCUAUCAUUAAAAGUGAUUUGUUUUCAGGAACAUUAUUAAAGAAUCUGGCUUGUGCUCUUUUUCACGAAGUGAAAAAAAUGUAUUAUCGUCUUUUAGGAAGAAGCGCUUAUGAAGUUGUAGAAAUAUUAAAGAACUGCAUAAGAAAGACAUUCUUCUUUCAAUAUGAAGGAUUGGAAGAGACAGCCAGCCUUCUUCUGUUACCAAUGUAUCAUACAUUACUUGGAUCUGUGCUGGCAUCCAUCAACAUAAAUCAUAACAACACUGUAUCAGCAGAUGCCUUCGGAAUCAUCUCACUUGGUCUGAAUUCAGAUGUUGCAUCAAGUAAACUGAAACUAGCUUCAAUCUUAUACUGUGUUCAAGAAAUGCAAGAAACUGACCUAGUACUCAGUGAAAUUGAAAGAAGAUAUGAUCUACAAAUUGUUGAGCCUUUCUGUAUUUGUCAUAUAUUUGAGCCAACAAACUUUAAACAAGGAUUUGGUCAAUUAUGUGACAAUUAUAAUGAAGUAAUCUUACAGUUUACAACUGCAUCAUGUGUUAAAUAUCUGCCAUGCGAAAUUCACUGUGUACCAAAUGAACUCAGAUAUGAAUGGUUUAGAUCUACCCAAGAAGAGAGAAAAUUCCGUACAUUUGAAGACGGCAUAUGGAUGGAUUGUGCUGUGGUGGAUUCCCUCCCUUACCUCUACUUUCUACAAUACAAAGUUUACAGCCACUUAUGGAGACUUGAAGAAAAACAGGCCGCUCUCGCAAACCUUGACAGAACCAUAAAUGAGGAACCAAACCUUGGACAUCGGGAAACAGCUCUAAAUCUUCUGGGAAAGUGUUUGGAACAAGAAGGCAGAGCUGGAGAUGCUUUACACUGUUACACUAGGUCACUUAGAGUUCGGGGGAGAAACAAUGCUGCAAAGAUUCAUAUUUGUAUACUUUUAUCUGCAUUGAUAAGUACAAGGACAUUAAAGUUACAACUAAAAUGUGGAAAUGACAAUAGAAGGAUAGUGGAAUAA